AUGAACCAAGAAAAUUAUACGGAUGAACCGAUAAAAAAAUCACGUAGAAAGCCUAAUUUUACGGGACCGGAACGUUUACAUUUAGCAAGAUCAUAUGUUGAAAAUAUUGAAGAAUACAAUCGAGGAUUUACAGCAUCAACUCGAGGUGAUGCUAAACAUGGACGACAAAGACUAUUAGAAAAAUGGGCAAAUGAAUUAACUGCUUUUGGUGUUGUUGAACGUACCACUAUUGAAGUGGAACAAAAAUUAAGAUUAUUUUUCAGAGAUUACAUGAAAAAAAUAAUCGGCAAUAGCAAAAGGCCACAUAAAAGGCCGUUAAGUCCAGCCGCCGAACUAUUAAGUACUGUGAUACCUCAAGUCAAUCAUAACUCGGAAGAAGCGACAGCGAUCUCAGGUACCUCAAAUUCGAUCAGUGAUCCACAGACAGAAUAUGCUGAUUUUUUGCUCAAACAACAUCGCGCUGCUACUACGUCGAGCGAUUCCAUUGACAAUAGCUACAAUGCUGCAAAUUCAUCAAUACCGCCAGCAGUUGAUUUUACGAUGCAUAUUGAAGACACGACAUCAUUACAAAGGGCACUUCUUGCACAGCAACUAGAAAAUGCACGAGCUGAUCAUGCACUUAAAUUAGUUGCAAUUGAAAAUGCACGAAUUGAACAAAAACUUAAAAUGGUCGAACUGGAAAAACGUAAACUGGAGCUACAACGAAUACAACAGGAACAUGACCGUUUAAUAAAUUUUUCGACAAAUUUUAUCAAUAAUGGCAAUAAUAACAAUAAUAGCAAUGAUUCGAUGUAUGUUAAAGGUAAUAUUAGUGAUGAUUAA
This is a messenger RNA of Dracunculus medinensis (Guinea worm), 822 nucleotides long. Lineage: Eukaryota; Metazoa; Nematoda; Chromadorea; Rhabditida; Dracunculidae. The record is from the annotation of a GenBank genome assembly.